This is a messenger RNA of Paramisgurnus dabryanus, 2894 nucleotides long. The record is from RefSeq and is a predicted model, not a curated record. Lineage: Eukaryota; Metazoa; Chordata; Actinopteri; Cypriniformes; Cobitidae.
UUCCUGCACCAGAAAGAGACAAAUUCUGUAUUCUACUUGGAGUGAUCGACUAUUAACAAGAACAACAACAAGAAAAAGAGGAAUUUGCUGUUGUACUGUAAAGUGUCUAAAGGCGGUGACAUGGCAGAAUCCAGCUUUUCGGUGGCCCAGGAGCAAUUUACCUGUUCAGUGUGUCUAGAUCUACUGAGGGAUCCAGUAACUAUUCCCUGUGGACACAGCUACUGUAUGAACUGUAUUACAGAAUGCUGGAAUCAGGAAGACCCAAAAGGAGUAUAUAACUGCCCUCAAUGCAGACAAAGCUUCAAACCAAGACCUGCUUUAAAUAAAAGUACAGUUCUGGCUCAAAUGGUGGAGAUACUGAAGAAGACAAAAAUCCAAACUCCUGUCCCUGCUCAUUGUUAUGCUGGACCAGGAGAUGUGGGAUGUGACAUCUGUUCAGGAACCAAAUACAAAGCCAUCAAAUCCUGUCUGGUGUGUCUGACUUCUUAUUGUCAAAAUCACCUUGAACAUCACGAGACUAUAUUUAAAGGUAAAUCACACAACUUGAUGAAUGCCACUGGACGACUACAAGAAAUGGUCUGCCGAAAACAUGAUAAACAGUUAGACAUAUACUGUCGUACCGACCAGCAGUGCAUUUGCUAUCUGUGCGCAGUGGAUGACCACAAAACCCAUGACACUUCAACAGCUGCAGCAGAGAGGACAGAGAAGAAGAAACAGUUGGAAAAUUUACAAAAGGAGAUCAAGAUGACAAUUCAGCAGAGGGAUAAAGAUGUUCAGGAGCUUAAAAAGACACUGGAGUCUUUUAAGCGCUCUGCACAGGCAACAGUGGAGGACAGUGAGAGGAUCUUUACUGACCUGAUCAGCUCCAUUGAGAGAAACCGCUCUGAGGUAACACAACUGAUCAGAGAUCAGGAAAAGGCUGCAGUGAGUCAAGCUAAAGUACUCUUGAAGCAACUGGAGAAGGAGAUUGUUGAUCUGAGGAGAAGAAACGCUGAACUGGAGCAGCUUUCACACUCAGAUGAUCACAUCCAUUUCAUUCAGAGUUUCCAGGAUCUUGCAGUCAUUCCUAAAUCUACAGAUGUUUCCAGCAUUACUGCUGGUUCUCUCUUCUCUUUUGAUAUUUUGGGAAAAUCCAUUUCCCUUCUAAGAGGAAAACUUGAGGAUUUUUACAAAGAAGAGAUAGCAAAGAUAACUCGUAAAGUGAGAUGCAUUCAGAUAAUUCCUGCCCCGGAGCCCCAGACAAGGGAUGAAUUCUUACAAUAUUUCCAUCAGCUCUCACUGGAUCCAGACACAGCGCAUAAACAACUCUGUCUGUCUGAGGGGAACAGAGCAGUUCGAUGUACCGAAAAAGACCAGGAAUAUCCUGAUAAUCCAGACAGAUUUGAUAAUUGGGUUCAGGUGUUGUGUAGAGAGAGUGUAUACGGUCGCUGUUACUGGGAGUUUGAGUGGACUGGGCAUUUUGGUGUGGGUAUAUCAGUGUCGUAUAAGACCAUGAGUAGGAAGGGAGAUUUAAAGUCUCGGUUUGGAUAUAAUGAGCAGUCUUGGAGACUGCGCUGCACUUCCUACAGUUAUUUAUUUAGUCAUAGUAACAAACACAUUGAACUCCGUGUACCACCAAGCAGUUGUAGAGUGGGAGUUUAUGUGGAUCACGGUGCAGGAAUUCUGUCAUUCUACAAUGUUUCCGACACAAUGAUCCUCAUCCACAGAGUCGAGACCACAUUCACUCAACCUCUCUAUCCUGGGUUUUUAGUAUGUAGUGGAUCAACAGUAAAGUUGUGUGCUUUGUAACAGUUAACAUAAUUGUUUAACAUAACAUAAAGAAUUAUUAUUUUUUAAUUAGUUCAAAGAAUAUACAGUUGAACUUAUAUUCUGCUUAUAUACACUGUAAACCCAGAAGUCAAAUUUACUUUAAAAAAAUUGGAGGAAAGUUGUUAAAUAAAGUAAUAUGAACUAAAACAGGAGUACAUUUAAAAUGCCGGUCAGCAUUUUUUUCAAAUUUUCACAAAAUUUUUACAAAAUGCCUUCCAGGAAAAUGUUCUUCCAUAGUAAACAUGCAAAUAUAUCAAAUGAAAGAACAGACCCUCUGCUUUAAAUCAAACAAAACGGUACAAAAUGUGUAACUUGAAUUACGUAAUAAUAUUACUUUUCUGAAGUAACGAGUAAAGUAACACACUACUUUUUAAAUGUACACAUUAAUAUUUGAGUUACUUUUUGAAAAAGUAAUGCGGGUUACUUUUAAGUUUAAUUAAUUUAAUAAAAAAAAUAACGUACUGAAUUAAACUGAACUUAUUCCACGGGCCUGUUGAAUGCUUUAUUUUGAUUGGUUGAGAAAUGUUCCAUGGGUGUUGAUUCAUUUUCUGUAAACCGCACACCUAACCUGUCAAAUGUCUUAAAUAUAGGCACGAGAGCAAUGUUUGUAAAGGAAUUUUGUUAGAGAUCAGAUUCAGUACGAUUAUGAAAACAUACAGUUUAAAAUAUAUUAAAUUAGUUUUUGCUUCAGAUUUUUUAUAAAUUGGGAAAGAGUGCUAUCUUAGCAUAUUACAGAUCACCAUAUAAACUCAUCAGAAAAGCGUCAUUGGCAGGGAAAUGUUUUCUCUUAAUUGACGAGAUAACUCGUCAAUGGCGAGGAAGAGUUGUUCCCAUCAGUUCUUAUAUUUUGUGAUAAAGCAUAUAAUCAAAAUAUUCACGCACAGAGUAUUAUGGGUAUUCCUCACAACAUAUACUGAUCAUUUUAAGUUUAUUUCACUUGAAUGUUUUAUUUUAUAAAAUAUGUCUAGGUCUAACAUAUGUCCAAAACACAAAACAUUAAAUGAUGUUUACUUCAUUAAGUAAAUACAUUAUCUGGGUUAAAAUCUGUUCCACAGAUGUUUUCACCCCAAAAAUGAUUCUAAAUG